CCAAGACCAACGACACUACCUCUCAGUUGCCUCUUGCUGCUUGUGGGCACAUGGCCAGGCUGGUCUAUCUCACAUCCCCUGCUGCAUCGCUGAUCACUUCUCUGCCCUCACAUGAAAGUGUAACAUAUAAUUAAGCAGCAUAUCACAUGCUAUUGACUCCAUAACAACAUCUCCCACACUGGCUGACUCGAGAGUAGUGCAAGUGAAUACACUCUACUCACUGAUCAUUAUAAAUGGAAAACGACAACCCUGAGGAAUGCAAAGUGUGUAUCGUCAACUAUGACAAAACUAAACAUCGUCCUCGCACUUUACCGUGUGGACACACAUUUUGCUCGCUGUGUCUCACUGGUAUGAUUAAGAAGGACAACCUCACCUGCCCCACCUGCCGUGUCCAACAUAAAGCUUCAUCCGCUACCCAGUUCCCCAUUAGCUAUGACAUGGAAGCCAUCAUACGAAAACUGAAAGUUUUGCAGCUGACAGUAACACCAUCACAGCCUAACGAGCGACGAUCAUUGAUACAGGAGAAGGAGGACAGCAUCAGUCGACUCCUUGGCAGUUUUCAGGAAGCUGUGAUCCAGCUUGAGAGAUACGAAGCGCAGCUUCACGACUGGAAGACUCAACAUGAGGAACUACUCGCCAAAAUCAACGAUCUGGCAGAACGAAAUAAAGCAGCGUUAAAACUGCUGGAAGAUGAGUUAAGUAUUUUGCUGUAUCAGCGGAAAAAGGGUGAAGAGGGAGUAAAGCGACUGAAGACAACGCAGGAAAGUCUGGCGGCGGCCAAUACUACCCUGGAGGCCGCUACAGCCCUGGACGACAGUGACCGCUGCAAUGCUGACGUGGAAGAAUGGAUCCAGAACUGCCAGAAGAUCUUUCCCGAUAUCACUACUAUCCACACCUCCUUGAAAGUGCGGGAAUCGACCAAGAGGGCCCUGGAGAUGAUGGCAGACACUCACACACCUGAAGAUGCUCCACCUCUCCUCGGAGACGCUAACUACACCAUCAUGGAAAAAGUGGAUCAGCUGGCGCCAAUAUUAUCAAUCGAGAACCUCAGAAGGCUGAGUGGACCUGUUAAGGCUUUGAUAGAGGGAGAGAAGGUAGUUGCUGUCCAACAGGACCAAGGUCGCCAGCUUUCGUCUCGCAUCACUCUACACCGAGGACGGCUGCAUCUGCACACGCUCUUGGACCAGCCUACACCAGUCCAUGCCCACACUCUCGAGCACGGGACACUAAUGAGUCUAUUAGAUCGUCGGUCCACUCUGGUCUUCCUGGAUCUCGGCUGGGCUGGAAAUCCCCGAGGGAGAGUCUACAUUCGCCUGAGCCCUGAUACAGGACUCGCUAAACAGUUCCUCUUAAUGUGCACUGGCCUGCGGGGUGUCACCUACGCCAACACGCGCAUACUGGAGGUGUGGAACAAGGGCACAGAGUUUGAGAUGGUGGGAGGCGGGGACUACGAGUGUAACAAUGGCCAGGGAGGAACACCUCUUCUGGAGGGGCUGACCAACUGUGAGGCGUAUAAGAGACCAGCAAGAGCUGGCACGGUUAGAGCUCUUCACGGCCCUGAGAGCAACAAGAGUGCUCAGUUCUCAAUCACUACCAGAGACUGUGUCAACAGAGAGUGGUAUUGGGCCUUCGGCCAGGUGGAAAGCGGCUUGGAUGUAGUGAAGACGGUAGCCAGCCACAAGAGUAUCAGAGACGUGACAGUGAUGGAUUGUGGCGUCCUGCUGCCUCCUUGAUUCACUUUGUCGUCUCGCUGCUCAUCUACAUAAAAAAAUCAAAAUAUCUUUGAUGGCGCGAGUGAACCCACGUGAGUUCUACUGCCUCGUCGAGACCUCUUCGGACUCUUCGUUGUCCCAUUGCUCAAGUUUAACAUAUAUAAUGGCACAAGUGAAUCCAUGUGGCCUCUUUUGUGCCAUUAACUAAUGCUUAACACACGUCUUUGUUUGGGUCUGUGAUACAUCUACAAUCAUCACAGACUGCAAAAUUAACUUUGAGCAGCAAAUAUUUUGAUGCAGUAAAGUCGAAGCCUCAUCAUCAAAACAAAACAAAAAUUCUGCUCAAAUCUCGCACAUACGACCCGGGACGUGCAAGUGCAGUUUUUUUUUUUUUUUUUUUUUUGCCCAGUUACAGUUUUAUUUUUUACUUAAUAUAAAAUGCUAUAUUUUCCGUGUUUAGAUUUAUGUUUCAUGUUGAUGUUAAAUAACCAGUGAGUUUUUAUUGUUAAAAUGUUAUUUUAAAAGUUCUGUCAAUGUAGUUACUGACCAGUUUAUUCUUUUAAUACAGUUGAUUAUGAAACAUGUGUAAAUAAAGAACAACACAUACUA
Messenger RNA from Cherax quadricarinatus, 2321 nucleotides. RefSeq lists its product as uncharacterized. NCBI's taxonomy places the organism in Eukaryota, Metazoa, Arthropoda, Malacostraca, Decapoda, Parastacidae. Gene Ontology annotation, molecular function: peptidyl-prolyl cis-trans isomerase activity; metal ion binding; ubiquitin protein ligase activity. Gene Ontology annotation, biological process: protein ubiquitination; protein peptidyl-prolyl isomerization. The record is from RefSeq and is a predicted model, not a curated record.